Cladocopium goreaui is the source of this 2463-nucleotide messenger RNA. The record is from the annotation of a GenBank genome assembly. Lineage: Eukaryota; Dinophyceae; Suessiales; Symbiodiniaceae.
AUGGCGUUGGCGAAGGCUGUGACUUUCACUGGCCUUUGCCAGGCGGGAGAGGAUGGGAUUCAACGACCCGGUGAUCCACGUUUAGAAGGGUCACCAUACCUUGAGGAGGCGUCUCCCUUUGGUUGGCCCCUGUCACCCAAUGAUUGGACCUUCCUGAAGCAAGAGGAAUGGAGUGAGAGGUACAUGGUUUGUGGAGGUGAACUGCAAUCUCCCAUGGACAUCGCCACCAGCGGCUCCUGUGUGAUGAACGGGGGCCAGGACGACGGUCUGAUCUCAGAUGCCUCCGACUAUGGCACCGUGGGAAAAGGCACCGUCCACUUGAGCUCAUACAUGCGCUCGGCGUCUGUAAAAGGGGACUUUGGCUCCUUGUAUCUCAAGGAUACAGAGGGCCACACCGUGCAGUAUACAGCGCAUGAGGUACACCUCUCUACAGAUAGCUGGCAUACUUUGGAUGGCCAAAGCAGAGUGGCGGAACUGAUGAUCUUCCACAAACCCAAAGAUCAUCGCGACAUGCUCAAAGAUGGCGUGGUCGUGAGCGUGCUUUUCGAGCACAACGAGUCUGCAGACAAUGCCAUCUUCAGCUACAUGGGCUUUCCACAGGGACAUGAAGAGCUGGAAGUGGAUGAAGACGCCACCUGGCCGACGCUGACUGAGCAGUUGAACCUGAAGGAAGCCGUGAAGGAAGCGACAGCUGGAGCAUCGUACAUGUACCAGGGCUCAGUGCCGGUGCCCCCUUGCUCAGAGACGGUGAAGUAUCUCGUGCUUGGCAAGGCGCUUCACGUCCACCCCGCGCAAACUGAGAAGCUGCGCAAGGCACUGGCCUGUUUCGCGGGGGGCUACAAGAAGCGCCUUCCAGUGCCCAAUCCUCCCUACAAUUGCCGUAACGUUUUGAAGAACAGCAUGCAGGUGGAUGGGCAUCAUCAGGACCGUACCUGCAAGGAAGCGCAUGAGAGUGGCACCUGGUACCGUGCAGCAGCAUGCUGGGAUUAUGGUGCCAGUGCGGCCCAUCGCGCGCAAUGCGUCAAGAGCCCCAUCGACCUGGAUGCUUCCCUUGCCGCCGGGAGCAGCGGGAGAGACAGCGAGGCGUCGCUGCAGUUUGUGAUGAAAGCUGUGAAUAACGUCACAGUGCAGGCAACCAACUACACUUUAGACGCUCUGCCCAACAGCUUCGGCGUCAGGGCGGGCAUGCCAAACUUCGGGAGUGUCAUUGUGAGUGGCCGAAAUUUCCUUCUGCACAAGCUCUCUGUGAAACCCAUCUCAUCUCAUAGCUAUGAGGGCAAGCACCACGUGGCGGAGAUUCAGGUGGAAGGCAUCAUGGACGGUGAUGGCUUAAGAAAGUUGGCGGAAAUUUCUGGAGUCCACAGCGGCCGACAUGCGGACACGCAUCGACGUCUGUCAACCGAGGGGGCUCAGGCCGGAACUCAGGAGUAUCACAGGCUGAUUCUCAGCUUUCCUUUGGAAGCUGGAGCCGACAACAGCUUGCUUGACCAGCUGGGCCUACCAGUGGCCAAGUACCGGGACCUCAUUGCACAUGGAAAGAAAUAUACGGUGGAGCACGUGGACCUGCAAGCAGGGCUCCAUCAGGCGAUGAGCGGAAAUUGGUUUUGGUAUCGUGGUGGCAUGACAGUGCCGGGCUGCCCCGAUUGGGGUGUGCGCUGGAUUGUCUUUGAGAAACCGUUGCCCAUCAGCAUGGCCCAGCUGAACUAUUUGGACCUCAAGGUAUCUGGAAUGGACUCCACCAGAUUGGAUGGUCCCAAGCUGGAUGCCGCCGCGUACAAGGCCACUGUCUUCUUGAAGAAUUUGCCACCCCUGGCGGUGGACAAACACACGACCUGUAUUGACGAGGAGUGGAACUAUGACAAUCCAAGCUGUUGGGCCGAGAAGUUCCCCCUAUGUAGUGAAGGACAACGCCAGUCACCCAUCCAAAUCCACAGGUCUCAUAUCAAGACGGUGGGGAAGGACAACUUCUUGGCAGCCUGCAGCUGGCGUCCAGUGGCAAAUUUGCACGUAGUGAAUUUCGGCAAGGGCUUGGCGGUCCCGGGCGACCAAUUGGGUUACAUUACAAUGAUCGGAGAGGAUGGCUUUCCGCAGUUCUGGCAGGUGGCUCAGCUCCAGUUGAAAAUGCCUUCGGAGCACUUCAUCGAUGGCCAUGCCUAUGCGGCGGAGCUUCAAGUGGUUCACAGGAAUCAACAGACAGUCACACAGAACGUGAACAGCGAGAAAUCCUUUCCCUUCGUCACGACGUCAUUCUUCUUCGAGAUUGGCGACCGGGAGAGCACGCUGCUCAAACAGCUCUUCUUGCCAGGUAUUCUGGAGCCAGAGACCUAUCGUGUGAUUCCUCUCUCCUUGGAUCUGAUGCGGCAUUUGGGUCCAGCCUUGGAUGGCGGGGCUGGGCUGCCGGGGAAGUCAUCUCGAAAUUCUAGAAAUCUCAGUCCGGAUGGUGCCAAGGUGCAAGCUGGUUGA